AUGCGCGUCCCAGGUAUACUGCAGUCUCCGCUACUCGAUCGCAUCGGCGGUUCCGCCCGUAUCCGAGAGCAGCUUGUCGAUGCGUUGGCUGCCGGCCAAGGCGUGACAGCCAAGGUGAAGUGGCUGAACACAAGUCGAAGGAAGAACCAGCGCCCCUCCCAAAAGAAGGCAAACAUCAACCAUCCCCUUGAAGCACAUCUGGAGGCUGAUGACGAUGUCGACACGGUCACGGAACCAGAGCCGGCCGGCCGAGCACGCUGGCUACACUGCACACCGCUAGCUGGUUCAAAUGGUAAAGUUGGCGUAUGGAUGAUCGUCAUCGUGGAUGACGAGGAAAGACCGGCUCGUCCGGUCGGCAUCGUGGCGCCACCUGUUGCGGCCCCGGUCCAACAACUUCCUCGCCGCCCGGCGACCGCUGCGUCCGGCCCGAGUGCUAUAUCCGACAUGUCUUUUGCAAUUGACGAACGCAGCGAUAUUGACUCGGCGCACGGGCAAGUCGGCGCCCAAAAAUCAGUCAGACAUGCUGAGAUGAGGGCUAGAGAGGAAGACGAGCGGAGUUCUUUGCACAGCCGAGGGUCAGCCUUCACUGUGAGGAUUGGAGAGGAAUAG
Molecule: messenger RNA, 609 nt
Organism: Akanthomyces muscarius
Lineage: Eukaryota; Fungi; Ascomycota; Sordariomycetes; Hypocreales; Cordycipitaceae
Exons: 3
Coding region: 1-609 (202 amino acids)
Source: RefSeq, a predicted model, not a curated record